CUUGUUUGCAAUGUCUGGGAUGGUGGCUCGUAUAUUCUAGGUAACAUUGGCAGUAUGGAUGGCAGAGCAGCCAGUGGGGCAGAUGACGACAAUUGGAGUUGGGAUACAGACUUUGAAGACGAUUCUGGAUAUGAGGUGCCGCUGCAGGCUGGAGACUAUGAGCCCAUUGGCUGGCCUCCUCAACACAGUGCAAAUUUUGAGAGGUCUGGUGCUACCCUGAGCCGUCCACUGCCUCCGGUGCCGCCCGUACAGCAGCAGGAGGAUCCUGGUGGGGACCCACCGUGGCUGGUGCACGUGGAGCGUGCCGAUGCCGAGCGCCUCCUGUCAGGUGCCCGUGAUGGCAGCUUUGUGGUGCGACCAAGCCGUGGGGAGGCACCGUUUGCCCUCAGCCUGCGCUUUGGUGGCCGGCCGUUUCAUCUGCGGGUGCGGCGGCGUGCUGAUGGGCGCCUGGCACUGGGCAGUGAGAAGCCGCGCGAGCGCAGCUUUGACUCGCUCGCGCAGCUUGUGGAGCACCACUGUCGUGAACCCAUCCUGCUGACAUCACGAGGCCGCCCUGCAGGCCGCACCACGCUUGCCCCACCUUCGCUCACCUGUCGGCCUUGAUAGCCAUGCGAUUCAGUGUCUGACCUGUUGGAGCCAGAGCUAGUGUAUGUCCAUCACUCGUCGUCUCACUUGUUCACUGCCUUUACAUCUGCAUGCAAUUUACAUACUACACCAUAAGUGCAGUGAACGCCUCGGGCCAGGCGCUUGCAGUAAGCAGUUUGAUGAGGGAGCUGCUCGGUGCUGGCCACGAUGGCACUCAAAAGUCUGAGACGCUAGUUUGUCCAGUGCAGAAUAACCACUACUGCAUUUCACAUAAGAGUCAAUUCACUAACAUUCCUUGGACGGAAGAUCCCAGCUUCAGAAGUGGGCUGGAUUUUUGUCACAAUUUAACGCCCACCAGCCAGCAUGGUUGUCCUGUGCCAAGAUUUGCUGCUCGGACAUGCAAGCACUACUGCCAACAGUCUGCUGUGCCAAGUACUUCAUUUGUCUUUGCUGUGGCUGGUAUCAUCGGUGCCCUACCUUCGGCUUUAGCAUUUUUGUGUGGCUGUAAAAAGGGGUGCUCUUUAUUUUUGUUUACUAGUUUCGUUUGUUUGUUUGUUUUUCACUGUUUCCAAGUGGUAAUAACACAUUUUUUAAUUGCGCUAAUGACCUCUGUGAUUAAGGCAAGUGUAGUAUAACGAAAAUCUUCCUUCAUGGCCCAUUGCAUUCUGGAUCUCGCAACAUACUCAGUAGAUUGCCUCUCAGUACACGAAUACAUAGUGAUUGAUGACUUGAUCCUAAGAAAAUCUUGUGCAUGCUUAGAAAAGGCACCCUGUGGUGCUGUAAACAAGUUCCCCAACAGAAUGUGUUGAAGAAGGUACUGCAGCGUUAAAAUUGCUGAAGUGCUCAUGUAUGAUGCCUACUCGUGAAGAAUAAUAAAAGUGUGUUGCCCUUCUUGCAUAAA
This is a messenger RNA of Dermacentor andersoni, 1486 nucleotides long. Its product is annotated as SH2 domain-containing adapter protein D. The record is from RefSeq and is a predicted model, not a curated record. Gene Ontology annotation, biological process: intracellular signal transduction; cell surface receptor protein tyrosine kinase signaling pathway. NCBI's taxonomy places the organism in Eukaryota, Metazoa, Arthropoda, Arachnida, Ixodida, Ixodidae.